Molecule: messenger RNA, 300 nt
Organism: Penicillium robsamsonii
Lineage: Eukaryota; Fungi; Ascomycota; Eurotiomycetes; Eurotiales; Aspergillaceae
Exons: 1
Coding region: 1-300 (99 amino acids)
Source: RefSeq, a predicted model, not a curated record
AUGGGGUCAAUAUCAGAAUUUGGCAAGUCUCAAGACGCGCACAAGUUGGUCGAUGCCCUCAACCAUCUGAUGGAACGUUUGAACCCACCUUGUCGACUCUCGACUCAAUUUGCCCCUCCAUUGUGUUUUCCUUUCAAAUCUGAGAGCUCGAGUUUUGCCCUGGCUUUGCGCGACUUCAAAGCGACCCCAAUCCUCCCUUCUCCUCUCUUUUUCAUCUCGCGGUACAACCUUUCCAUCUUGCGACCACCCCACCCUGAUCACCAGUCGCACCCUUACGAUGAAGCGCAUGCUUCCCAUUGA